UUCGCUGGGACGCUGCCGACAAAUAACGCUCGACCGCUCGCAAACGCAGGUGCGAUCAAACCGAGCUCGCUGAGGCGCACCUUUUAGUCGGGUCUAGUCUUCCUCAGUAGUCGCAUCUCUAAGUCGAAACUAAAAGAUGUUGGAUCCGUCAUCCAGCGAGGAGGAAUCGGACGGGAUAGUAGAGGAGGAGAGCAAAGAGGCGCGGGCCCCGCAGUCCGGAGGAUCGCGUGUGUCUCCGAACAGAGGCAACGAGAGUUCCGAACGCCUGCAGCCCGGGAGCCGCGGCAGCAGCGCCCGCCCCAGCAGCCCGAGUCCGUCCGCCGCUAGUGAGCACGACAAGGAGGAUGCUGAGAAGCUACAGCGGGAGGAAGAGGAGCGCAAGAAGCGCCUCCAGCUCUACGUGUUCGUCAUGCGAUGCGUCGCCUACCCGUUUAAUGCCAAGCAGCCGACCGACAUGGCGAGGAGGCAGCUCAAGAUCUCCAAGCAGCAGCUCCAGACCACCAAGGAUCGCUUUGAGUCAUUUCUCAAAGGAGACACUCAGAUCGUGGCAGAUGAGGCCUUCAUCAAUGCAGUUCAGAGCUACAAUGAGAUGUUUCUGAAGAGCGACCGUGUGGCCAAGAUGGUUCAGACAGGAGGCUUCUCAGCCAUGGACUGCCGCGAAGUGUUCAAGCGCCACAUCGAGAAGCGCGUUCGCAGCCUGCCUGAGAUCGAUGGCCUGAGCAAGGAGACGGUGCUGAGCUCCUGGAUGGCCAAGUUUGAUACCAUCUACCGCGGGGACGAGGACCCACGCAAGGCUCAGCAGCGCAUGACUGCCAGCGCCGCAUCCGAGCUCAUCCUCAGCAAAGACCAGCUCUACGAGAUGUUCCAGCAGAUCCUCGGCAUCAAGAAGUUCGAACACCAGCUGCUGUACCAGGCCUGCCAGUUGGAUAAUCUGGAUGAGCAAGCCGCUCAGAUCAGGAGGGAGUUGGACGGGCGUCUGCAGAUGGCUGAUCAGAUUGCCAGGGCGGGCAAGUUCCCCAAAUUUGUAUCAAAGGAGAUGGAGGCCAUGUACAUCGAGGAGCUGAAGUCAUUAGUGAACCAGCUGAUGGCAAAUCUGGAGAGCAUGCCUGUGUCCAAGGGAGGAGAAUUUAAACUUCAGAAGCUGAAGCGAGGACACAACACUUCCAUCAUCGACAUGGGCCAAGAGGAUGAGAACCAGCUGUCCAAGUCAGAUGUAGUCCUCUCCUUUACCCUCGAGGUGGUGAUCAUGGAGGUGCAGGGAUUGAAGUCUCUGGCACCAAACCGCAUUGUGUACUGUACCAUGGAGGUGGAGGGAGGAGAGAAACUGCAGACUGACCAGGCUGAGGCCUCCAAACCAACAUGGGGGACUCAAGGAGACUUCACCACUACGCAUCCUCUACCUGCAGUCAAGGUUAAACUGUUCACUGAGAGUACAGGAGUGCUGGCGCUGGAGGACAAAGAGUUAGGCCGGGUCGUUCUACACCCGACCCCAAACAACCCAAAGCAGUCCGAGCUGCACAAGAUGACCGUCACCAAGGCCUGUCCAGACCAAGACCUGAAGAUCAAACUUGCUGUUCGUAUGGAUAAGCCACAAAACAUGAAGGCCUGUGGUUAUUUGUGGGCUUUUGGGAAGAAUGUGUGGAAGCGCUGGAAGAAGCGAUUCUUCGUUCUGGUCCAGGUGAGCCAGUACACCUUCGCUAUGUGCAGCUAUCGGGAGAAAAAGUCUGAGCCCCAGGAGUUGCUGCAGCUGGAUGGUUACACUGUGGAUUACACCGACCCACAGCCAGGUUUGGAUGGCGGCCGUGCUUUUUUUAACGCCGUAAAGGAGGGUGACACUGUGAUCUUUGCCAGUGAUGAUGAGCAGGACCGCAUUCUAUGGGUGCAAGCCAUGUACCGGGCCACUGGCCAAUCACAUAAACCGGUCCCACCCACCCAGGUCCAGAAACUUAACUCUAAGGGUGGAGCUUCUGCGCAAAUGGAUGCUCCCAUCUCUCAGUUCUAUGCCGAUAGGGCCCAGAAGCACGGCAUGGAUGAGUUUAUCUCGGCUAACCCUUGUAACUUUGACCACGCCUCACUGUUCGGGCUGGUGCAGAGGCUCACGCUGGACCACAGGCUCAACGACAACUUCGCCUGCCUGGGUUGGUUUAGUCCCGGUCAGGUCUUUGUGCUGGAUGAGUACUGUGCUCGCAAUGGGGUGAGGGGAUGCCACAGGCACUUGUGCUACCUUAGAGAUCUGCUGGAGCGAGCCGACGCGGGUAACAUGAUCGACCCAACACUGCUGCACUACAGCUUCGCUUUCUGUGCUUCUCACGUCCAUGGCAACAGUCAGAGGGGGUCUGAGUUACAGGGGGCUGGCUUUAAGCCGGAAGGCAAAACGGAGACUAAAAAAAGGAGGAGCUUUAAAUCUCAACAAGCUCCAGUCUUUAUAAGGCCCGACGGUCUUGGAACAGUGACUGUGGAGGAAAAAGAACGCUUUGAGGACAUUAAAGAGCGGUUACGCGUUCUACUGGAGAACCAGAUCACAAACUUUAGAUAUUGCUUUCCUUUUGGCCGCCCUGAGGGAGCAUUGAAAGCCACUCUGUCUCUGUUGGAGAGGGUUCUGAUGAAGGACAUCGUGACCCCGGUGCCACAGGAGGAAGUUAAGACUGUCAUCCGUAAAUGCCUGGAGCAGGCAGCUCAGAUCAAUUACCAGCGCAUUACUGAAUACGCUACAGUGGAAGGAAAAAAGAGGGAAAUGUAUGAUCACCCUGUCUACUCCUUGGCUACACAAGUGAUGGAUUUAACCAUCCAAAACGUAGCCAAUCUAGCUACGCCUGCCAAAAAAUUGGAGCAUGUGAUCCGCCUGGCAGAACUAGUCAUCGAGGUCCUCCAGCAAAAUCAGGAUCAUCAUGCAGAGGCUGCGGUCACAAGUACAGGAGACCAGUCGGCCUUCGCAUGGUGGUCAGAUCUGAUGGUGGAACAUGCUGAGCACUUUUUGUCCCUCUACGGUGUCGACAUGGACGCCGCUCUUGAGAUCCAGUCUCCCGAAAGCUGGGACAGUUUCCCUCUCUUCCAGCUGCUGAACGACUUCCUGCGGACUGAUUACCAUCUGUGCAAUGGCAAGUUCCACAAGCACCUGCAGGACCUGUACGCUCCGCUGGUGGUGCGAUACGUCGACCUAAUGGAGUCGUCCAUUGCUCAGUCCAUUCACAGGGGCUUUGAGCGCGAGUCAUGGGAGCCCGUAAAGAGUUUAACAAGUAAUCUGCCCAAUGUGAAUCUACCAAAUGUGAACCUCCAAAUUCCCAAAGUACCAAAUCUUCCUGUACCAGUAGCAGGACUAUCUGUUAACCUUCCACAAAUGCCUAGCUUUUCCACUCCAUCCUGGAUGACUGCUAUUUAUGACUCUGAUAAUGGAUCAGGAACAUCCGAGGAUUUGUUCUGGAAGCUGGAUGCCCUGCAGACUUUUAUCAGGGACCUGCACUGGCCCGAGGAGGAGUUCGCCAAGCAUCUAGAGAACCGGAUGCAGCUCAUGUCCAGUGACAUGAUUGAGUCCUGUGUCAAACGCACCAGGGCAGCGUUUGAGUCCAAGAUAGCCAAGAGUAGCCGCUCCACAGAUUUCCGCAUCCCACUCUCCUUAUGCACCAUGUUCAACGUGAUGGUGGAUGCCAAGGACCAGUCAGCUAAACUUUGUGCCAUGGAGAUGGGCCAGGAGAAACAGUAUCACUCUAAAAUUGAUGAACUCAUUGAAGAGAGUGUGAAGGAAAUGAUUAACAUCUUAGUGGCUAAGUUUGUGGCGAUUUUAGAGAGCGUUCUAGCCAAGAUCUCAAGGUAUGACGAGGGAACCCUCUUCUCCUCGUUCCUUUCCUUUACGGUGAAAGCAGCGUCAAAAUAUGUGGAUGUUCCUAAACCAGGAAUGGAUGUCGCUGAUGGCUAUGUGACCUUUGUCCGUCACUCUCAGGACAUACUGCGAGAUAAGGUCAAUGAGGAGGUGUAUAUAGAGAGGUUAUUUGAUCAAUGGUAUACAGCCACCAUGAAUUUGCUGGGGACCUGGCUCACUGACCGAAUGGACCAACAGCUCCAUGUGUACCAGCUCAAAAUCCUCAUCAGGAUUGUAAAGAAAAAGUAUCGCGACUUCAGGCUGCAAGGCGUUCUCGACUCAACACUGAACAGCAAGAUGUAUGACACAGUCCGGAACCGGCUCACUCUGGAAGAGGCCACUGCUUCAGUCAGGGAGGGUGGCAUGCAGGGCAUAACCAUGAGGGACAGUGAUGAAGAGGAUGAGGAGGAUGAUUAGAGCACCAAGGCAGUCGGUGCGACCUGAACCCAACCCCUUCUCGAACCUUCCACCACUCUACCCUUUCCAAACAUAGCCUGGUAACAGAAGAUGCAUGUACCCACUCUGAUUACUCCAGUUAGCCAUCGUAGGACCUCCCAUCAUCUGCUCGAAAUGGCCACAAACAGAGCUAAAGUGGAGAAAAAGCUAGUAAUUAUACAAAGUAAGUAAAAAGAAAAGUUAUUUAAAAGAAGACAGUUUUAGCUGUGUGAAGAUAGAAAAUUAAGUAUAAUAUAUAAAAAAGUAAGAUUUUUGGACUAAUUUAUUUGGGAGUUUAUUUCUGUGUGUUCCUAAGCAAUAUGGAGUACCAUCUGUUUGACGAUGUCGAGUGAGAUAAUUAGGUGUGUCCCUGUCCAAUGCGAUUACAUAUAUGGCGCUUCUUUGACGUACUCUUACAUACAUUUAUGGUACAUUGUCGUGAUGAUGAGUGUCUGGAUCCUCUUCUUUGUCUUGUCUGUUUCUAAAGUGGAUGCCAACUGCUUUAAAACUGAAAAUGAAACUCUGUACUUAAGUUAAAAGUUGUUAAUGUAAAUGUCCUCUGUGUCUGCACAUUCUCAUAAAAUGUAACCGUUUCAGUUGUUUUUACUUCUUGUGCUGAGGCUCUGUGACUCCUAAGAGAAUCUCACGAUGCAUCUCAUUAACAAAGCAGUGUCUCACAUUCAUCUUAAAAUUAAAAGGAAUUGGUAUUCUAAAAAGGCAAUAUUCUAUUAGCUCCAUUUUGAUAUCUUAUUGGAGAUAUUUUAUUUAGACGUCAGAAUUGACUACAAAAGAAUAUAUUUUUGUUUAGUUAAACUUUUACAAUGGACCACGAUUUUUUUGCUUUUUUUGUGUUCUGUCAAAGCCAUUUUUUUGUUAUUAUUUGCAUAGGUGCCAUUUUGGGGGUCUCACUAUUGUUUUGUAUAUACACACAGCUGUACAAUGCAUUCUGAGCCAUUACUGCAUGCCUCCAGAAGCGCUGUUUUUCUUUUCUGUGUUCGUUAGCUGGUGAAUUCAUUCUUGAGUUUGCCUUAUAAAAGCCAACAGUUGUUAUAUGCAAGAGCUGUGGCCUCUCAAUAAAGAUAACUGUACAAUACA
This is a messenger RNA of Trichomycterus rosablanca, 5386 nucleotides long. RefSeq names its product Ca2+-dependent activator protein for secretion b (gene cadpsb). The coding region runs from base 137 to 4273 and encodes 1378 amino acids. The transcript is spliced from 31 exons. Gene Ontology annotation, cellular component: glutamatergic synapse. The record is from RefSeq and is a predicted model, not a curated record. Gene Ontology annotation, biological process: positive regulation of exocytosis; dense core granule exocytosis; synaptic vesicle exocytosis. NCBI's taxonomy places the organism in Eukaryota, Metazoa, Chordata, Actinopteri, Siluriformes, Trichomycteridae.